Oncorhynchus tshawytscha (Chinook salmon) is the source of this 6369-nucleotide messenger RNA. Its product is annotated as AP-3 complex subunit delta-1. The transcript is spliced from 34 exons. Gene Ontology annotation, cellular component: terminal bouton; AP-3 adaptor complex; endosome membrane. The record is from RefSeq and is a predicted model, not a curated record. The coding region runs from base 192 to 3917 and encodes 1241 amino acids. Gene Ontology annotation, biological process: Golgi to vacuole transport; anterograde synaptic vesicle transport; synaptic vesicle membrane organization. NCBI's taxonomy places the organism in Eukaryota, Metazoa, Chordata, Actinopteri, Salmoniformes, Salmonidae.
ACGCCAUUUUGUCAGCGGAGUACAGGACGCCCCAUCUGGCCUCGCCUUCUCUGGCCGGGAUUAAUAAACAGUUACGAAUCACGGAAAGACGGUACCCGGGUGGAUGAGAGACUGUCUUGCGGACCGGUUCGCACCCAAAAGACGUCUACUUUGUCCCCGAGGACAGAAGCGACAAAAGUUAGCCAACAGCCAUGGCGUUGAAGAUUGUUAAAGGGAGCAUCGAUCGGAUGUUCGAUAAAAACCUUCAAGAUUUAGUACGUGGCAUUAGGAAUCACAAGGAAGAUGAGGCUAAAUACAUCUCCACCUGCAUCGACGAGAUCAAGCAGGAGCUCAAGCAGGACAAUAUUGCUGUCAAGUCCAAUGCCGUCUGCAAGCUCACCUACUUGCAGAUGCUGGGCUAUGACGUCAGCUGGGCUGCAUUCAACAUUGUGGAAGUCAUGAGCUCCUCCAAAUUCACAUACAAGAGAAUUGGUUACCUGGCCGCCUCCCAGUGCUUUCAUGAGAGCACUGAUGUAAUCAUGCUGACAACCAAUCAGAUCCGAAAGGAUCUGAGCAGUCCUAACCAGUACGACACCGGCGUGGCUCUCACUGGCCUCUCCUGCUUCGUGACCCCUGACCUGGCUCGGGAUCUGGCCAAUGACAUCAUGACUCUGAUGUCCCACACAAAGCCUUAUAUCAGGAAGAAGGCAGUCCUGAUCAUGUACAAGGUGUUCCUGAAGUACCCGGAGUCUCUGCGCCCAGCUUUCCCCAGGAUGAAGGAGAAACUGGAAGAUCCUGACCCUGGGGUCCAGUCAGCGGCUGUUAAUGUCAUCUGUGAGCUGGCCAGGAGGAACCCUAAGAACUACCUUUCUCUGGCCCCGCUUUUCUUCAAGCUCAUGACCUCCUCCACCAACAACUGGGUCCUCAUCAAGAUCAUCAAGCUGUUUGGUGCCCUCACACCCCUGGAGCCUCGUUUGGGGAAGAAGCUGAUAGAACCCUUAACAAACCUCAUCCACAGUACCUCUGCUAUGUCACUUCUAUAUGAAUGUGUCAACACUGUGAUAGCAGUGUUGAUUUCCCUGUCCUCUGGGAUGCCAAAUCACAGUGCUAGUAUUCAGCUCUGUGUCCAGAAACUGCGAAUCCUGAUUGAAGACUCGGACCAGAACUUGAAGUACCUGGGCCUGCUGGCCAUGUCCAAGAUACUGAAGACUCAUCCCAAGUCUGUCCAGUCCCACAAGGACCUCAUCCUCCAAUGUCUGGAUGACAAGGACGAGUCCAUCCGCCUGAGGGCUCUAGACCUGCUCUACGGCAUGGUGUCCAAGAAGAACCUGAUGGAGAUAGUGAAGAAGCUGAUGCUGCACGUGGACAAAGCCGAGGGAACCACUUACAGAGAUGAGCUGCUCACCAAGAUCAUUGACAUCUGCAGCCAGAGCAACUACCAGUACAUCACCAACUUUGAAUGGUACAUCAGUAUCCUGGUGGAGCUGACCCGUCUAGAGGGCACGCGGCACGGCCACCUCAUCGCCUCCCAGAUGCUGGACGUUGCCAUCCGGGUGAAAGCCAUCCGAGCCUUCGCCGUGGCCCAGAUGGCUACUCUGCUGGACAACGCCCACCUGCUGACCGGCAACACACAGCACAGUGGCAUCUGUGAGGUGCUCUACGCCGCCGCCUGGAUCUGUGGAGAGUUCUCAGAACACCUGGAGGACCCCAUGGCGACUCUGGAGGCCAUGCUGCGUCCCAAGGUGGCCACCCUGCCGGGCCACAUCCAGGCCGUGUACGUGCAGAACGCUGCCAAGCUGUUUUCUACGGUGCUGUGCGGCCAGGAGGGGGCGCCAGCGGACAGCAAGGUGGCCCAGGAGACCAGCCAGCUGCUCAUUGACAGGCUUCCUGUGUUUGUCCAGAGUGACAACCUGGAGGUGCAGGAGAGGGCCUCCUGCAUCCUGCAACUGGUGAAGUACAUCCAGAAGCUGCAGCAGAAGGACGUGGAGGUGGCUGAGGAGGUGACAGCUCUGUUUGCUGGAGAGCUCAACCCUGUGGCCCCCAAGGCACAGAAGAAAGUGCCUGUUCCUGAAGGUCUGGACCUGGAUGCGUGGAUCAACGAGCCUCCGUCUGGGAGUGAGUCUGAGGAUGAGGGUAGGAAGACCAAGGGCAAGGCUGUGUUUGCCAGGGAGGAGUCCAGACACACCAAGCCACGCUACACUGAAGUGGACGAGAAGGAACUGGCUAAGAGGAGAGAAGUAAGGAAGGCAGAGCAGGCCAACAACCCCUUCUACAUCAAGGCCUCCCCGUCCUCUCAGAAGGUAUACCAGGAGGCUGUUGGUGUGGAGCACAUUCCAGUGGUGCAGAUUGACCUCAGUGUGCCUCUCAAAGUCCCAGGGAUGCCAAUGUCAGACCAGUAUGUGAAGCUGGAAGAGGAGCGUCGGCAGAAAAACAAGGCAGACAGGAAGAAGGACAAGAAGAAGAGGAGGGAGAAGGGCCGGCAGAGGAGGGGGGACUCGGGCCCAGAGAGUGAGGAGGACAUCACCCCCGCACACAUGGUGGACAUCGUCACUGAAGAGAUGCCAGAGAAUGCCUUGCCCAGUGAUGACGAUGACAAAGAUCCCAACGACCCCCACAAAGCUUUGAACAUCGACCUGGACAAGCCCCUGGCAGACAGCGAGAAGAAGCUGCCAGUUAGGACACACCGUCCCGAUGAGGUUCUCAAGAGCCCCAUAGAGGACGCGGAGGGGUUGGAGGUCACUUCAGAGCCCAAGAAGAAGAGCGGGAAGGAAAAGAAGGACAAGGAGAGGAAGAAGGGUAAAGAGAAGAAGAAGAAGAAGAAACACAAACAAGAGGAAGGGGAGGAUCUUAUGGAGGCUGGGUCAGAGGAGCCUGUCCAAUCAAAAGUGACCAACGAUGUGGCAGCCCAGCCUCCUGCCUCCACACCAGAGGCUUCGGAUCUGGAUUUCUGGCUCUCAAAUGCUCCAGUGCCCUCUGACCCUCAGGAGGCCGCAGCAGUAACAGACGCUCCCCCUGCAUCCACUCCUGACGCUGCAUCUGGUGUGGCUGCCGUGGUCCCAGACUCUGAGACUAAAUCCUCCAAGCAUAAGAAGAAGCAGAAAAAGGAGAAGGACAAGAAAAAGAAGCACCAUCAUCAUCACCAUAGCGAUGGAGCCAGAGAGGAGUCUGUGCAGAACGGCACGGUGGAGGACGAGGAGCCUCUGCCACCCAUGUCCAAUUACGCCCUGCUGGCUGAGAACUCCUACAUCAAGAUGAUGAAGCAGGAUGCUGAUGAGGUGUGUGACAUCCAGGGGAACCUGCAUGAUGGUAGCCAGGUGGUGGUCUCUGUCAUCUUUGAAAAUAAGUGUGACAGUUUCAUCAAGUCCAUGGAGUUCAAUGUGAUGGACUCUCUCAACUCCAAGCUGCAGCGGCCUGAGGGAGCCGGCCCACAUGACAGCCUCACCGUGCCCUUCCAUCUGCCCCCCGGGAUCUCUAGUGAGGCACGGUUCAUCUUCUCAGUGCAGAGCAUUGUGAUGCCUCAGAAACUGAAGGGAACCCUCACCUUCAUAGUCAAGACUGAGGAUUCCUCCACUCACGAGAAACUAGACUUUAAACUGCACUUUACCUGCACCUCAUACCUGAUCACCACUCCCUGCUACAGUGACGCGUAUGCUAAGCUGUUGGAGUCAGGGGACCUCAAGGGAAGCUCUCUGAAGCUGGAGGGAAUCAACCAGCCUUUCCACCAUCUACUGGCUAGGAUCUGCUUCCACCACCACUUCUCUGUGGUGGAGAGGAUUGAUUCCUGUGCCUCCAUGUACAGCAGGUCAAUCCAGGGUCACCAUGUGUGUCUGCUGGUCAAAACUGCUGAUCAGACCGUGUCUAUCGAUGCUAAAUGUGACGAGCCGGGCCUGCUUAGGAAUGUGCUGGAUGAGAUCAAGCUGACCUUCUCUCAAUGCUGAUUGUGUCUGACAGCCCCUUGGUGCCCCCCUACCCACUGCUCAACCCUCCCUCACUGAAACACAUGUAAUCAUGUUACAAACACUGCGGCUGGCACUUCCAGGUUCACCCUAUUAAUUAGUCCUCAGAAUCACACAUUUCCUUGACGCCCCUCUUGCACUCAGAACUGCUCUUUCUCCUUCACUGAUUUGCUCUAUACAAACCCCCUCUGCGCUUUUAGUUUCAAACUGGUUUUCCCUGCUCCCCCCUCCACUCUCUCUCAUCGUCAUUACAGUCUGUGACGGUAAUGUAAUGUAAUCUGACAACUGGACUUUUUUUGUUGUUGGUUGAAUUGUGUUUUCACUGUCUUUUUUUGUUUGUUGCUGUUUUUGUUUUCUGACGUCCGUCUCCGCCUUUCCCCCUGUUGCAUUAAACAUCAGCGUGUUACUGCUACUCUCCUCUAUAGUCCUGUAGAAUGUCUGACUACUUCUGACUGGCCCAAGUUGGAAAUGUCAUGUCAACUUUAAACUGCUCUGAGCUGACCUCUGAGCUGAAAUCCUACCUGACCUGAUCUCAUGUCUGAAGGAGACUGACCUACCCUCUGGUGUCACUCCUCCAUGCUUCAACUAUGCUCAGCUUCAGUUUGACCUGUGUCACAGGAACAUAUCAAUCCCUAUAAGAAUUUUAAAUGCCUGAGCUGGAAAGUUACACUAAGAGUUUAUUGGGAAAAGAGAAUGCAGGCGGUUACACUUUGACCAGGUCAGAACUUAGACACGCUGGCACUCCUCGAAAAAGUAUGUUUCUGCAACCUUUUCCAAAAGUGAACAUUGUCCGGCUUCCUUACUCUGUCUCUUAUAGACAUGGGUAGAAGGGCGUCUUUUUACAAUUGUAUGAUUUAUCGCUUUGAUUAUGCUGUAAUCGUGGAAGGGUAUUGUACUGCUCAUCUGCCACUCUCUCUUGCCUCAGGCAUGUCUACAGUAUCUGAAAUAAGUGACAAAGUAAUAUAGAACUUGUGGGAAAUGAAGGCCCGCUAUCACAUAUUGCAGCUAGCGCCUCUCACGUGGCUUUGCUAUAAUAGCAGGCUCUCCAUUCUUAACUGUUAAAGUUAUCCUAUGUGUUGAUAGGCUUAGUUUGAGAUCACCUAUGGGGAUGGAAGGCUAUUCUAGUCAUAAUUCAUUCUGGGAUAUCAAUGGUACUUAGUUGAUACAUUUAAUUUUGAAUCAGUAUUAACCAAUGUGGCUUCUUGUUUACUGUAUCUUUCUUGAGAAAGCCAACAAGUCGUCGGUCAAGACGUUUGUCUUUCAUAUCAUCCAAACCGCUGUGCUACUAACUCUCGCACUAUACAAUACAUCCUACAUGUCACUGAUAGUCAUAAACCGAUGUUACUUCAGUGUUCUCUUCUCUCAGAACUACCCUGCUGCCACAUGUGCAUUGGCAUAAUGAUGAACAUGAAUGGUCAUUUAAAUGGCUUCUUCCUUUCAUGACUUGCUCAGAGGUACUUGCAGUCUAGUUACACUCAACGUGUCUCACUGCCUGGUCCAGCACGAUGUAGUAGCAACUUUAAACUGAUCCCAUCAUGUUUUGUUUGUAUUCCAACUUACCCGCAUUCCUUUCUUACAAGUGUAGAUGAGCCAUUCCAUGAGUUUCUUCUGCACCAUGUUAGUGUGAGUACAAAGUGAAGAACAUACAGGGAUGUUAUCCACAAAACCAUACCCUUCCUGGAAAAGUGCUUUGAUUGAUUUAAGUUAUAGAAUGGCAAUGAAAAAAUUACUUGUAAUCAUACGUUGUACUAAUUAAAAAGUUCUGUGCAGAGUAUUUCAUAAAAAUGUGUAUCUUGCAUGAUUAGGAAAUGUAUACUUAAAAUAUAUAUAUAUAUAUAUAUAUAUAUAUAUAUUUCCCCUAUCCAAGGACACUCACACGCAUACAAAACUCCCUUGUCAUUUCUUGGUUGUCUUUUUCUUUUAUAGUUUUUUUUUUUUAUAUGAAGUGAAAGUUGAAUUAAUCAUGCUACAGUUUUUGAUGGUGUUGUAUUUUUAUCUAUUAUAAGUUCAUACAGUUCAAAUAUCUUUGAAUAUUUUGAAUUAUUUAACAUCAGGGGAAGGAGGUUAUAUUUGGUGUCAUGGCACUGAGGGGAGUAGAGAAGAAAAGGUCUUGUGAUACAGUUCAGAGAAGCUACCCACUGUCUUAAUACUUUUUUUCUGGUCAAUUAUAGUGAUUAUCUUGCGGAGUUUGGCCUAUGACAUUAAAAUAUAUUCUAAUUUCUCCUUGUUUGAAGGUCUGGUCCAACUCCUUCAUUGUCUAUUCUCCAGCUAUAUGAUGUAAUAUGUUUUAAGAGGGGACUACAUGAGCAAGACAAAAUUAGUCAUAUACUAUCAACAUUCACUUUUAGAACAGAGAAGUGUACCCAAAUUGAAAUAAAGGCUGAGCUGCUGUAGUCUGUGUUAAGGUGAACCAAUAAACUCCCACAUAUAAUUA